Daldinia childiae is the source of this 1293-nucleotide messenger RNA. RefSeq names its product Eukaryotic translation initiation factor 3 subunit E. The record is from RefSeq and is a predicted model, not a curated record. Bases 1 to 1293 code for a protein of 430 amino acids. Gene Ontology annotation, molecular function: translation initiation factor activity. Gene Ontology annotation, cellular component: nucleus; cytoplasm; eukaryotic translation initiation factor 3 complex. NCBI's taxonomy places the organism in Eukaryota, Fungi, Ascomycota, Sordariomycetes, Xylariales, Hypoxylaceae. Gene Ontology annotation, biological process: translational initiation. The transcript has 2 exons.
AUGGCCGAAUACGAUCUUUUACCCAAGUUGAUCGGUCAUCUCGACCGUCACCUUGUGUUCCCCCUCCUCGAAUUCGCAGCCGGUCAACUCCCCGAAGACGCUGAUGAUGCCGCGGUCCUUGCUAUUACAAAAGCCAAAUAUGAACUUCUUAAGACUACAAACAUGACAGAUUUCGUCGGAAACCUUAAGGCGGAACUUGAAGGUCUAGAUCAACCACCCGCAGAGUUUAACGAUAAACGACAAAAAGUUAUAUCGCGCCUGGAACAGUUCGAGGAGAGCACCAGCAAGCUCGUCGAUUUACUAGGCCGCGAAGAUGUUGUCGGAAACCUGCGAAGCGACAAGGUUGCUAACCUUGAGUUCCUGAAAAAGGACCAUGAUGUCACCAUCGAAAUGGUUAACGCGCUCUACGACUUUGGCAACUUCCAGUACAGCUGUGGUAACUAUGCUGCUGCUGCCGAUCUUUUAUACCAGUUCCGUGUGCUUUCUACCGACAAUGAUAAGGUGGCUGCCGCAACGUGGGGAAAGCUCGCAUCCGAGAUUCUGACUACAAAUUGGGAGGGUAGCGUGGAAGAACUGAACAAGGUUAAGGAGAACAUUGAUACUAAGCUUUUUAACAACCCCCUGGCCCAACUGAGUCAACGUACCUGGCUUAUCCACUGGGCGUUGUUUCCUCUCUUCAAUGACGAUCGUACUCGCGACACGCUUCUGGAUCUGUUCUUCAGCCCCGCUUACAUCAACACCAUCCAGACCAGCUGUCCCUGGAUCCUUCGUUACCUCACCGCUGCCAUCAUCACAGGUCGCAGUCGAGCUCGGAACUCUGGUCAGUACCAGAAGCAACUCAAGGAUAUUAUCCGCAUAGUUAAGCAGGAGGCGUACGAGUACAGCGACCCUGUGACCGACUUUGUGCGAGCGCUCUACAUUGACUUCGACUUCGAGGAAGCACAACGGCAGCUUUCGCUCGCCGAGGAGAUCCUGCGCUCUGACUUCUUCCUAUUCUCCACCGCUGAUGCCUUUGUUGACUCUGCGCGACACCUUAUUUCUGAGAGCUACUGCAAGAUCCAUGCCCGCAUCGAUAUUAAGGACCUAAGCGCACGUCUAGGUCUCGGUGAGGAUGAGGGUGAGAAGUGGAUCGUGAAUCUUAUCCGCGAUACCAGAGUUGAUGCGAAGAUUGAUUAUAAGGAGGGCACAGUUGUUAUGAACCACCCCCCAAGCUCUGUUUAUCAGCAAGUAAUCGAACGCACCAAGGGAGGUUUCUUCCGUACACAGGUGCUCACCGCAGCCGUGGCGAGAUAG